AUGGCGAAAUCACCAGAGGAACAACACCCAGUGAAAGCUUUCGGAUGGGCAGCUAGAGACCCAUCCGGUGUCCUCUCUCCCUUCAAAUUCUCCCGAAGGGCAACUGGAGAUGAAGACGUGAAAUUCAAAGUAUUGUAUUGUGGGAUCUGUCACUCCGACCUUCACAGUGUCAAGAAUGAAUGGGGCUUUUCCCAGUAUCCUGUCCUUCCCGGGCACGAGAUUGUGGGUGAAGUAACGGAAGUGGGUAGCAAGGUAAAAAAGUUCAAAGUUGGAGAUAAAGUUGGAGUGGGGUGCAUGGUUGGAUCAUGUCACUCGUGUGACAACUGCGCCAAUGAUCUUGAAAAUUAUUGUCCCAAAUUCAUCCUUACGUAUGAUUCCACAUACUAUGAUGGAACUCCGACAUAUGGAGUGGGUUUAGGUGGAUUGGGACAUGUAGGUGUGAAGUUUGCAAAGGCUUUGGGGGUCAAGGUGACAGUCAUUAGUACAUCCCCAAGCAAGAAAGAGGAGGCCAUUGAACAUAUUGGUGCUGAUUCAUUUUUGGUCAGCCGUGAUCCAGAUCAGAUGCAGAUCAGAUGCAGUCUCUGCAGUUCAUCCUCUCCUGCCAUUGCUCGGUCUGUUGAAAUCUCAUGGGAAGCUGGUUAUGGUUGGUGCACCAGAGAAGCCAUUGGAGCUACCAGUAUUUCCUUUACUCAUGGGCAAGUAUUUGACCAUUACCAAUGGGAACUUUGGCUAACAGAGUACUUGCAUUUUUUGUCAUCACCAUUCAUGUUCUAUGGUUUUCUAUCUAAUCCUUUCUACUCUACAUUGGUUUAUGGAAUAACAGGGAGGAAGUUAGUGGCUGGAAGUGGCAUUGGGGGGAUGAAGGAGACCCAAGAAAUGAUUGAUUUUGCAGCUGAACACAACAUAACAGCGGACAUUGAGGUUAUUCCAAUGGACUAUGUGAACACUGCUAUGGAACGUCUUGUGAAAGCUGACGUUAGAUAUCGAUUCGUGAUUGACGUUGGGAACACACUGAAGGCUGCCUAA
Molecule: messenger RNA, 1026 nt
Organism: Ilex paraguariensis (yerba mate)
Lineage: Eukaryota; Viridiplantae; Streptophyta; Magnoliopsida; Aquifoliales; Aquifoliaceae
Source: the annotation of a GenBank genome assembly